Messenger RNA from Cornus florida, 1449 nucleotides. RefSeq lists its product as uncharacterized. The record is from RefSeq and is a predicted model, not a curated record. Lineage: Eukaryota; Viridiplantae; Streptophyta; Magnoliopsida; Cornales; Cornaceae. The transcript is spliced from 7 exons. The coding region runs from base 848 to 1201 and encodes 117 amino acids. Gene Ontology annotation, molecular function: protein binding.
UCUUCUACACUAUUCUCUUCUGCAACUUUUACAGCUACCGAGAGUCUCUUACAUCUCCGGCGGCGGAGGAGGAAGGCAAUUGAUUGAAGAUGGAGGAGAAUGAGGAAGAAGUAUCAUUGUUUUUGGUUGCGACUCUAGUUGGUGGGCCAUAUUGUGCUGCAAUUUACGAAAUCAAAUUUCGAGUAGGAGAAGGAGGAGGAGGGGGAUCUAAAAUUGCAACAGUUUAUCCUCUGAAGAAAGCGUUUGGUUACUCAAAAAAGAAGAACAGAGGAUAUUCACCGGUUGGUUGUGAUAUCUCAGGAUCUCACAUGUUGGUGAUGGCUUCAUAUUGGGAUCUGCAUGUCAGUUUUGAGCAGCUUCAACCCCUAAUUUUCGAUACAAAUACCAAAGAGUGUUUCGAAUUGGAAGGGCCAGAGGCAACAAAACCUUUCCCCCUAGUAAUGGCCGUCGGUGAAAGAGGGUUUUUCAUAUUGUGAUGGUUAUUUAUACACUUUCGGGCGUAGUUAUAACUUAAUUGCAUAUCAAGUCGUUUAGAGUGAUUGUAUCAUUGAAUCUAUUGGUGUUCCAGUGUAUUUUAGGGAACUGGACUUUAAAGAUCUACCAGUAGAUUGCGAUCCCGCGUUCUCUGGUUGCUUUGUUCAUUUGGGAAACCCAAAAUUUUGUAUGAUGAAGACUGGUUUCAAUGUUGACCCCUCCAACUUUCAAUAUGUUUCCAUCUUGAUCGUCCAAGUUUCUGAUGACAUGGAGGAGCUUUCAACGUUGUGGUCGGGUCUCUGCGCCUUGAAUAUAGAGAACCUCGCUCCCGCAAAUUUAACAUCACUUUUUUUGGACCCCCAGCAGAGCAAACAUGCCUACAAGUCUGAAUUCUGGACAAGAGGUCCUAAUGUUCAGUCUGAGCAGUUUUGAGGAUCUCAAUGUUGACAUGCAUCUGCAGCCAGUGAACACUGAUCCACCAAAGCCGGAGUCAAUACCUGAGGUUCGUUCGGUGGAUGGUUUCCUGAUGCUGUUGGGUCUUGAAAAGUAUUCGAAGAUGUUCGAAUCUGAGGAAAUUGAUAUGGCCACUUUUUUACGCUUAACUGAUGAUGAUCUCAAGGCUUUAGGAUUACCAGAGGGUUCAAGAAAGAUGAUACCUUUGGAGAUUAAAAACUUCUCUAUUUCAUUGUCAAAUACCAAAAUUGCCCCAAAAAACAAUGUGGCUUGAUUUUUUACUUGGAGGAUUUGAAGUUUUGGUGAAAAUUCCUGCAUCACAUCUAGAAGCAGACUAUUUGGCAUGAUGGAUUGUUUGAUUGGAAUUUUUUGUACAGGCUUUUAAUUUUUUUUUUCUUUUCCACCUUUUGUUGAAAAAUGGGUAAAAAAAGGUUAAUAUACACACUCUCUUUCAUAAGAUAGUUUGGAUUAUUUUAUUUUAAUGGAGAAUAUCAGUUGAAUUGUAGUGGUACUAAUUGCCUA